Molecule: messenger RNA, 705 nt
Organism: Paraphaeosphaeria sporulosa
Lineage: Eukaryota; Fungi; Ascomycota; Dothideomycetes; Pleosporales; Didymosphaeriaceae
Product: NAD(P)-binding protein
Exons: 5
Coding region: 1-705 (234 amino acids)
Biological process (GO): triglyceride catabolic process; phosphatidic acid biosynthetic process
Cellular component (GO): lipid droplet; endoplasmic reticulum
Molecular function (GO): triacylglycerol lipase activity; acylglycerone-phosphate reductase (NADP+) activity
Source: RefSeq, a predicted model, not a curated record
AUGAAAUGGAUACCCUACGAACACUACCUACGUCUUAGUGUAUGUCUAGCGUCGCUUGCCGAUCUAGUGCUGAGCAAUCGGCGCUAUGAUUGCUUGCCGUCCAAAGCAGUACUUAUCACAGGCACUAGCCCUGGCGGCAUAGGCCCCGCCCUCACCCUUGCCUUCCGACAACUAGGCGCCACUCGCUCGUCCGUGGCUGCUGCGGCGAAAGGAGUAGAGGCAACGGCAGGCGGCAGGCUCGAUGUGCUCAUUAACAACGCUGGGGUACGAUACGUCAUGCCAGCGUUAGACAUCGAUAUCGAGAAGGCGCGAGAGUUGUUUGAAGCGAAUCACUGGGAUAGAACGAUUGUGAAUGUGGCAAGUGGGGCUGGUGUUGUGUACAUUCCGCUCCAAACCCCAUACAACGCGUCCAAAGCGGCUCUAGGUCAGUACUCCGAGACGCUUUGCAUGGAACUCGCGCCAUUGAACGUCAAGGUGAUCACUCUUGUGGCGGGGAACGUGACAUCCAAUAGUACCACAAACAGACUGGCGCCUGGGCAGUUGCCCGAAGGGUCAUACUACACACCUCUGGAGAAAGAAUUUGCGAAGGAUGUGGAAUUCUCGUUCAUGCCAACAGCUAAGGUUGCUGAGGAGGUCGCCGAUGAUGUGCUCCGUGGUGCCAGUGGGAGUAUCUUCAAAGGUGCGAAUUCAAUUGUGGUCAAGUGA